GUGUUACCUGAGUGACGCUCUUGGUGUUACCUGAGUGACGCUCUUGGUGUUACCUAAGUGACGCUCCUAGUGUUACCACCACCACCCGUCCCGCCAAUCACUAUUCAUUAAGGCUUCAACGACCGAUCAAGUCUGUGAAAUGGCUGGGACCACGUGUCACUAUGGAGAGGGCCGGGUAGCGCUGGUGACCGGGGCUGCUCGACGAGUGGGGCGAGUCAUCGCUGCAGCUCUCCAUAAACACGGCUUCAACGUUGUUAUACACUGCAACGCCUCGAAGGAGCUCGCCCUCCAGUUUGCUUCCGAGCUGAACAGUACCCGGAAGGACAGCGCUCACGUCAUAACGGGCGACCUUUCCAAGGAUGUUGUGGCCACCUCACAGCGAAUGGUGAUGGAGGCGGUGGAGAAGUGGGGCCGGCUCGACCUCCUCGUCAACUCCGCCGGCGACUUCUUUAAUACUAACCUAGACGGCGCCUCUGAGCAAGACUGGGAUAAGUUGAUGAACAUAAAUGCGAAGGCACCGUACUUCCUCAUCCAGGCAGCGGCGCCUCACCUGAGGAAGGUCCAGGGCAGCGUGGUGAAUGUGGCCGACAUCCUUGGUGAGCGGCCCAGCGGUCCCCUCAACAUCUACUGCGUCACCAAGGCCGCUCUUAUUAUGAUCACCAAGAGUCUGGCGAUAGAACUCGGGCCGGAGGUGCGCAUCAACGCCGUCAACCCCGGGGCAGCCAUGUGGCCGGAAACUGCCGACGACAACUUCAAGAAGGAGUGGCUGGCGAGGACGCCAGUUGGCCGCCCGGGCACCGGAGACGAGGUCGCCGACGCUGUCCUCUUCCUGGCCUCGCCUUCUGCCUCCUAUGUCUCCGGUAGUGGCCUAAAUGUCUGUGGAGGUCGUUCCGUCCCCCUCUAGUGCACUACCUGCAGCAUACCUGAAGAGUUUCGGGAGUUCUUCUACUCCCCGAGCACAACCUGAGGCUACUCUCGAUUACUACUAUUGUUUUGUAACAGAACAUCAACCACCACAAACUGCUUCACCCACUCUAUGGAACUAAUGCCCUAAUGAAUUAAAAAAAUUGUCCAACCUAUGUUUUAAUUAAUAAUUCAUUGUGUGGGGGGGGGGACAGGCAGCCAGAGUAUAUUCACACACUCCAUUCACCUGGACUCUAGGAGACUCGAACUGUGGACCACAUGUUUGUGAGGCCUAAGUGCUAUCGACCGAGCUAUUGAGUAGUCUUAAUGAGGAAAGUUUCGAGAAGCAGCAUCCUGCCGCCAAACUGGAAUCCUGCCCAACUAAAAGCAGCAGGAUGCUGCUUCUCGAAACUUUCCUUAUUAAGAUAAAUCAAUAGCUUGGUUGAUAGAUCUUCGGCCUCACACACGUGGGGUCCACAGUUUGAAUUUCUUAGUCCAGAUGAAUGGAAUAUUUAUUUCCACGGAAGUGUGGAUGACAAUUUAUAUUCAUACACGUCUGCCUUAUAACGAUGUCCCCCCCCCCCCUCCCAGUUUGAAUUACUGACCCUGCGCAGGAUGCAAUGUGCCCACUGGGUGGAGCUGUGCAUGAUAAACACAUCAAAUUAUGACUAGCUCACAACAUAUGUAAGUUGCUAGGGAGUGCGAAAGACUUUGUGUAAAUUCCUUACAUAAAUUUCACAAAUACA
This is a messenger RNA of Procambarus clarkii (red swamp crayfish), 1649 nucleotides long. Its product is annotated as 3-oxoacyl-[acyl-carrier-protein] reductase FabG. The record is from RefSeq and is a predicted model, not a curated record. Gene Ontology annotation, molecular function: oxidoreductase activity. NCBI's taxonomy places the organism in Eukaryota, Metazoa, Arthropoda, Malacostraca, Decapoda, Cambaridae.